ACGGAAUGUUGUGACGUCACCGAAGGGCCGAGUGGUCACGUGGGCUGACAGUAUGGCGCGCUGCGCGACCGAUGCUGUGGGGGAUGUGGUGUUGGCCGGGGACCUGCUGACUUUCCCGGCUGCGCACAGCGCCAAGGUGCUCUGCGGGCCCGGCCUGCGGCGGCAGGGCUCUGGGCUGGGCCUGGCUGCUUGUAAGUCGGGGAUUCUAAGGCACAAGGAGCCCUCGGUGUAUUGGGUGGAUUCGCAGCAGAAGCGGUAUGUACCAACUAAAGGUGAAUAUGUGAUAGGAAUUGUGACCACAAAAUCUGGUGAUAUAUUUAAAGUUGACGUUGGAGGAAGUGAACAAGCCUCAUUAUCUUAUUUAGCAUUUGAAGGAGCCACAAAGCGAAACCGACCAAAUGUGCAAGUAGGAGAUCUUAUCUUUGCGCAGUUUGUUGUGGCCAAUAAAGAUAUGGAACCAGAACUGGUUUGCAUUGAUAGCUGUGGACGAUCCAAUGGGAUGGGAGUGAUUGGACCUGAUGGAUUAUUAUUUAAAGUUUCACUGAGUAUUGCACGCAAGCUACUUUCUCCAAACUGUGAAGUCAUCAAGAAUCUUGGAGAAUUGUACCCUUUUGAGAUAGUGAUUGGAAUGAAUGGACGGAUAUGGGUAAAAGCCAAAACACUUAAGCAUACUUUACUUGUAGCCAAUGUACUGGAAAGCUGUGAAAACAUGACGGCAGAGCAAAGGAAACGUGCCUUCAAAAAACUGUCUGAGAAUGUGCCGUGAAUCUUUGCCAUAUCUGAUUCAAUAAAAGUAUUUGUAAGUUAGGUAUGUUGGCCAUGUCUGGAUAUUUUAACUACUCAGCAUGUUGAUGGUCAAAUUUGACUUAUUCAUGCAAUGUACUUGAACUCUCAAACAGUUAUCGCAGCAACAUAGUGGACCAAAAGAAACAUUUAUCCAGGCUUGUGCUCCAGUGAUAAAAUUAAAAGGAACUGGGUCAUUUUCUUGGAGGUUUAACUUGAAGUGAAGCUUACCAAGAGUCUUGAUGUUAUGCAAGAAUGAGUUUUUCUUAAGUUUUAAAAUGCUACAAAGGUAAGGUUUUUGAAUGUUCAGAAUGAUCAAAUAUAAAUUUCCUGUUUUCAUUGUACCAAUCAAUUCUACAUCUGGGAAACAUCAUAGAAAUAAAAAUGCUAUAGUUCUGAAUAUAACAAUGUUUUGUUAUUUGUGUGGUGCACAAGAUUUAAGUAAUGCUCAGAAAAAUGAUAUUUUAAAUGCAAAUCAAUGCUAUGUUUUUCACAUGUAUAUUUCAGAUAUAUUUUGGUAGAUGAUAUUGGUUUUAAUCUGCACCAUUGUUGGAUUUUAAUCUUCACAUUUUUUUAUUUCAGAAAUAAACUGUUCAUAAAACAUAUGUACAAUAAGAAAACCAGUGCAAAAAGAUUUGUAUUAUUAGUGUCAUUUGCUCAAUAGUGGUGUUAACACUUUUAUAAACCAUAGUACCAUUGCCAUUCUUGUGGCCCCCUGGGGUGAUGCACUUCGCCAUCUGACUCAGCCCCUUCAUGUCCAAUAGCGGAAGGUCCCUAUACUGUGGUCCUUCCCUACAAAGCCUGGCUUCAGUGCAUCCCUCAGCAUUAACUCCUGCUGUCUGGAAUGUGCCAAUCGGCAGCAUUUCCUUACGGACAUCUCACUGUGCUGGAAGACCAAAAGUUUUAGGCAGACCUAAAAUUCUUUCACCGAGUUGAUCUUCCAGCAGCACCUGUCUCUUGUGUCACCUUGGGAACAGCUUGUAGAUCAGAGUCUUUACAUUUUUUUAAAAUUCCAAAAUAAACUUUAUUCUUCAUAAGAGACAAACUAUAUACAAUUGUAAAACAGUGCAAGCCUUUACAUUCUCAUACAGAUCAAUCAUUAGUGUUACCUUUUUUAUAUAUAAAAAAAAACACAGCACAGAUGCCAUGCGUGUGGCUCCCUGGGGGCUACCCAGUCCCAUAUUUACAAUAUUUAAGGGGCUUUCUUGCCUGACCCCACCCCUCCCCUCUCCAGUGGUAGAAGAACCCUAAACUGUCGUCCUUGCCCACUGAGCCCUUGCAUUGGCUGCACCCAGCUUCAGUGCGUCCCUCAGCACGCACUCCUGCAGCCUGGAAUAUGCCAGUCGGCAGCAUUCCCCUACAGACAUCUCGCAGUGCUGGAAGGCCAACAAGUUUCAGGCAGACCAAAGGGUGUCUUUCACCGAGUUGAUGACCUUUCAGCAGCAGUUGAUGUCCGUCUCUGUGUGUGUGUACCUGGGAACAGCCUGUAGAUCAGAGAAUCCUCUUAUGCAGCUGCUUGGGGAUGAACCAUGACAAGGACCCUUGCAUCUUUCACCACAACCUCCUCGCAAACCCACAGCCCACAAAGAGGUGGGCGACUGUCUCGUCCCCAGCGCAGUCUUUCCGGGGGCAGCGCGCGCUGGGACUGAUGUUCUGACGUGCAGGAAAGAUCUGACUGGGAGGGUCCCUCUCACCGCCAGCCAAGUGAACUCUUGGUGCUUGUUGGUGAGUUCUGGCGAUGAGGCAUUCUGCCAGAUGGUCUGAUCAGUCUGCUCAGGGAACCACCCCACAGUAUCCAUUGAGUCCUUCUGCAGUGUCUGCAGGAUGUUCUGUGCUGACCACUGCCUGAUGGACUUGUGGUCAAAGCACAUUGUCAUUGUUGCUGGGGUUUUUUUAUGAAGGAAUUCUACUUUAUGGUACAGCUCUGAGCUGUCCUCUCUCCCUUUUUCAGUGCAUAUCAAUGCUUGAACUUAGAUGAAUGUCCCUUUGGGCAUUCUUUUUAAAGUUAUUUCUUUCCAAAAAUGCCAAAUGUAUACAAUAUCCAUGUGGAUCUCAGUAAACCAAGGAUGAUCUCAGUUCAGUGAUUGGGACAACAGGAAUUCUGGGGAUCCGUAUAUGUAAAGUUGUUAAUGUGUACAUCUCUACAAUGUUGGAGAAAUCAGUUAUUCUACCAAAAAUGUAUGGUACUAAAAUUUCCUUACAAGGUUGUGGUUCCAUGUUUGCCUAAACUCAAAUUAUUAAAUGCUUUGAAUCUGAAAUUCAUUUACUUUUCAUCCCCAUCUUGCAUUUCCACUAUAUUGGAUCAGCUUCAAUCCAAGGAUAAAAUGAAAAGCAAUACUGAAAAUACUGGAAACACAUCUAUGAAGAGAAUAGGUAAGUUUGUCUCUGCCUAGAUUUGGCUUCUGAGGA
Messenger RNA from Pristis pectinata (smalltooth sawfish), 3192 nucleotides. Its product is annotated as exosome complex component RRP40-like. Gene Ontology annotation, cellular component: cytoplasmic exosome (RNase complex); nuclear exosome (RNase complex). The coding region runs from base 53 to 766 and encodes 237 amino acids. Gene Ontology annotation, biological process: TRAMP-dependent tRNA surveillance pathway; poly(A)-dependent snoRNA 3'-end processing; nuclear polyadenylation-dependent rRNA catabolic process. The record is from RefSeq and is a predicted model, not a curated record. Gene Ontology annotation, molecular function: RNA binding. The transcript is spliced from 4 exons. NCBI's taxonomy places the organism in Eukaryota, Metazoa, Chordata, Chondrichthyes, Rhinopristiformes, Pristidae.